AUGGAAAAUCCAAGCAGUAAAAUCCAGACGUUGCGUGUGGCGCAGCAGAAGCAGGUGGGCAACUCCUUUGGCAGGCCGGUGGAAGAGGCGUUUGGCCGCUUGCUGGAGAAGAACGAAGCCAUCCUCAGGCUGGGCUUCUUUUGCAGCGAUGCGCAAUUGCGCGACCAGAUCGACCGGGACCAUGCCUCAGCUGCAUGUACGACAUCGCAGCGUUAA
This is a messenger RNA of Symbiodinium sp. CCMP2592, 216 nucleotides long. Lineage: Eukaryota; Dinophyceae; Suessiales; Symbiodiniaceae. The record is from the annotation of a GenBank genome assembly.